AUGGCCCAGCAGUCAGUAUUGCCUGGCUCAAGCUCCCUGGUCUACGAACCUGAGCUUGGCGACCACAAACAACCCAACAUCCUGCCGCUUGUUUCCGACCUGAUGUCUAUGGAAUCCCCCCAGUCUUCCCCCGACCGAGUCGCUUCCAGCGGGCUGGAAAAUCUCAAGGUGCCCCCAGCUUUGCAGAGGAAUGAUUCUCGUGAUACCGAUAUAUUCCAGAUAUUCCCCAUGGACGUUGACAACAACCCCUCAGUCAUGACAUACAAUACAAAGGACAUAGGGAUUGAGCCUGAAAUUCAACGUAGCUCAUCAAUCUCAAUCCCCGGGUCUACAAAGGAGAAUGAACUAUGCGAUCUCGAAAGCCGAUCAUCUCCGACCAAAUUGACUUUGAACGAGCCCACCGUGAGCGCGAUACAUGACGUCCUUACUGAACCGAGUCGUACGGAAAGUCUCGAUCGCGAGCUCUCUCAGAAGCCCCCCAAGCCACCAAAGCCGGCUUCCCUCUCUGAGUUCGAAGUCCCUACUUUCACUGUAUCCGAACAUGUUCACUCAUCCGUGGCUGAUCCCGGAACGACGCGCCAGAAAAGGAAGUCCCUUGGCACCGAUCCUCAGAUGCUAGCACCGCGGCAGGGUAUAAGGGCUCCUUUGCGUCUUUUCAACCUAUCGAUGGGACGAUAUCAGGGACAUGACUCAAUAACGCGAAUAAAGAAACCCUGGACUAAUCAGAGUUCCCCAUCAUCGCAUGCCCUUCCGCGUCUAAUAAUACCAUGUCCAGAGACGACAACCUACGUUGUGAAAGAGAGCCCGAAAGUGCCAUUGCCGGCACCGUGUCCGAUUGUCGAUGAGACACUCUUCCGUCACAACCUCGGAUUACCAGACAGCGCAGCAAGUAACAAUAUCCGGCUCCCUGCCUUUGACGGCCACCGUCAAACCCUGCCACAUGGACGGCGUUCAAUCGGUGAUUUGCUGGAGACGUACAUCCGCAAGCCUUUCCGAGCGAUCUGGCUACCAACCAAGGAAAACGAUUGUGCUAUUGUCAGCUUGUUAAUUGGGCAGCGAUCUGAGCGGCACUUGCUAUCUCAAUCAAUGUCAUGCUCGUUCCAUGUGCACGUCACUUGGCCGAUUGCGCAGACCUAUGCUAAGAGCCGCGACGGUCUAAAAGAUAUUUUCGUUUCUCCGUACAGGUCCACGGCACAUCUUGUUAGGGUUGACGUCAUUGUUCCACUUCUAUUUCUGCGGAUUGUGUCUUUCCUCAAUGCCGCUUUCCUCCAGAUCAUAGGCUCUGCAGCCCCAUGUGCAGUGAUUGGAUUGCUCCACCUCCUUCUGCAUUUCACUGCAGUAUCUCUUACUUUUCUCUUGGAAAAGAUUGGUGUCAAUGUAAUCAUUCAGAGCUGACCGC
Messenger RNA from Aspergillus aculeatus ATCC 16872, 1399 nucleotides. RefSeq lists its product as uncharacterized. Bases 1 to 1395 code for a protein of 464 amino acids. The transcript has a single exon. The record is from RefSeq and is a predicted model, not a curated record. Lineage: Eukaryota; Fungi; Ascomycota; Eurotiomycetes; Eurotiales; Aspergillaceae.